Anolis carolinensis (green anole) is the source of this 7197-nucleotide messenger RNA. It is a transcript of the gene insr, whose product is annotated as insulin receptor. Gene Ontology annotation, cellular component: insulin receptor complex; plasma membrane; axon. The transcript is spliced from 21 exons. Lineage: Eukaryota; Metazoa; Chordata; Lepidosauria; Squamata; Anolidae. Gene Ontology annotation, molecular function: insulin receptor activity; phosphatidylinositol 3-kinase binding; ATP binding. The record is from RefSeq and is a predicted model, not a curated record. Gene Ontology annotation, biological process: multicellular organism development; positive regulation of phosphatidylinositol 3-kinase/protein kinase B signal transduction; positive regulation of MAPK cascade. The coding region runs from base 153 to 4232 and encodes 1359 amino acids.
AGGGAGGGAGGGAGGGGCGGCCGGCCUGCCUGCCUGGCUUUCCCCGCCCAGGACGGCGGCGGAGGCGGCGGCGCUUGUUGAUCGAGACCCCGGAGGAGGGAGAAGAAGGGCGACGGCGGAGGAGGCGAGCGAGGCCUGAGCGAGAAGCAGGCAUGGCGGGCCGCCUGGGACUAGGCCUCGGCCUCGGCCUCCUCCUCGGGCUGCUCCUCGCGGCCUGCACGCCCGGGACGCGCGCCCAGAGCCCCGACCGGAUUUGCCCCAGCAUCAACAUCCGGAACAAUGUCACCCUCCUGAGCCUCUUGGAGAACUGCACGGUGAUCGAGGGCCACCUCCAGAUCCUGCUCCUCUUCCACACCAAAGGCGAGGACUUCCGGGGGCUCAGCUUCCCCCGCCUGACCGUCAUCACCGACUAUUUGCUCUUCUUCCGGGUCUACGGCCUGGAGAGCCUCAAGACCCUCUUCCCCAACCUGACCGUCAUCCGGGGGACGCACCUCUUCUUCAACUACGCCCUGGUCAUCUUCGAGAUGCCCCACCUCAAGGAGAUCGGCCUCCACAGCCUCAUGAACAUCACCCGGGGCGCCGUGCGCAUCGAGAAGAACGCCGAGCUCUGCUACCUCUCCACCAUCGAUUGGUCCCGCAUCUUGGACUCGGUGGAGGACAACUACAUCGUGGAGAACAAGGACGACAAGGAGGAGUGCGGGGACGUCUGCCCGGGCCUCGCCGAAGGGAAGAGCAACUGCCUGCCCACCAUGUUCAACGGCAUCUUCACCGCCCGCUGUUGGACCUACGAGCAUUGCCAGAGAGUGUGUCCCAACGAGUGCAAGUCCCCCGGCUGCACCCCGGAGCAGCAGUGCUGCCACCCGCAGUGCCUGGGCAACUGCCUGGAGCUGGACGACCCCGAGAAGUGCGUGGCCUGCCGCAACUACGUGCUGAACGGGAAGUGCAUCGAGACCUGCCCACCCAAGUUCCUGCGCUUCCGGGGCUGGCGCUGCGUGACCUUCGACUUCUGCCAGAGCCUCCACAACGCCUGCAAGGCCGCCCGGGAGUCCAACUGCCACGUCGUCCACAACGGGGAGUGCGUCCCCGGGUGCCCCUCCGGAUACACCAUGAACUCCACCAACCUGCUGUGCACGCCGUGUGCGGGGCCCUGCCCGAAGGUCUGUCACCUGGAGAAGGAGAAGAUCAUCGACUCGGUGACGGCCGCCCAAGAGUUCCGGGGCUGCACCGUGGUCAACGGGAGCCUGACCAUCAACAUCCGGGGAGGAAGUAACAUUGGGGCCGAGCUGGAAGCCAACCUGGGCCUGAUCGAAGAAAUCUCGGGCUACUUGAAAAUCCGACGUUCAUACGCCCUGGUGUCGCUCUCCUUCUUCCGCAAGCUCCAUCUCAUCCGAGGACGGGAUUUGGAAGCCGGGAACUACUCCUUCUACGCGCUGGACAACCAGAACCUGCGCAAGCUGUGGGACUGGAGCAAGCACAACCUGACCAUUGCCCGGGGGAAGCUCUUCUUCCACUACAACCCCAAGCUCUGCCUCUCCGAGAUCCACACCCUGGAGGAGAUCUCCGGGGCCAAAGGCCGGCAGGACAAGAACGACAUCGCCCUCAAGACCAACGGGGACCAGGCCUCCUGCGAGAACGAAGUGCUCAAGUUCUCGGUCAUCAAGACGUCCAGCGACAAGAUUGUGCUGAAGUGGGAGCCUUACUGGCCGCUGGACUUCCGCGACCUCCUGGGCUUCAUGCUCUUCUACAAGGAAGCGCCCUUCCGGAAUGUGACGGAGUUUGACGGGCAGGACGUGUGCGGCUCCAACAGCUGGACAGUGGUGGACAUCGACCCCCCGCCCCGGCCCACCGACGGGAAGCCGCCCAUCCACCCGGGCUGGCUGCUGCGCAACCUCAAGCCCUGGACGCAGUACGCCAUCUUCGUCAAGACCCUGGUCACCUACUCGGACGAGCGCCGGACCUACGGGGCCAAGAGCGACAUCAUCUACCUCCAGACCAACGCCUCCGUGCCCGCCGUCCCCACGGACCCCAUCUCGGUCUCCAACUCCUCCUCGCAGAUCAUCCUGAAGUGGAAGCCGCCCUCCGACCCCAACGGGAACAUCACCCACUACUUGGUCUCCUGGGAGCAGCUGAGCGAGGACAAGGAGCUCUACGAGCUGGACUACUGCCUGAAAGGCCUGAAGACCCCCUACCGGGCCUGGUCCCCCCCGCUGGAGUCGGAGGACGUCCACAAGCACAACCAGAGCGAGAGCAGCGAGGACCCGGGCGGCGGGGCCUGCUGCUCCUGCCCCAAGACCGACUCCCAGAUCCAGAAGGAGAAGGAGGAGUCCGCCUUCCGCAAGACCUUCGAGGACUACCUCCACAACGAGGUCUUCAUCCCCAGGCCCAUGCGGAGGCGGAGGGACGUGGGCCGCGUGGCCAACCACACCGCGGCCCCUCCGGCCGUCCUGGGCUUGGCCAACGGCUCCACCGUCGCCCCCGAGGACCCCCGCCCCUCCGCGAUGGUGGUCCAGAAGGAGUCGGUGGUCAUCUCCAACCUGCGGCACUUCACCAGCUACUGGAUCGAGAUCCGGGCCUGCAACCGGGAGGCUCCCACCGAGUGCGGGGUCUCCGCCUACGUCAGCGCCCGGACCAUGCCCGAAGCGAAAGCGGACGACAUUGUGGGUCCCGUCACCCACGAGGUGGUGGAGAAGAACACCAUCCACCUGCGAUGGCAGGAGCCCAAGGAGCCCAACGGACUCAUCAUCCUCUACGAGGUCUACUUCGGCCGCCUUGGGGAUUCCCAGGAAAAGCCCGAGUGCGUGUCCCGCCGCCAGUUCUCCACGGAGCAAGGCUGCAAGUUGAAGGAUCUGCAGCCCGGGAACUACAGCGUGCGCGUCCGGGCCACCUCUCUGGCCGGAAACGGCUCGUGGACCGAGCCCGUCUUCGUCUUCGUCCCCGAUUAUUCCGACGCUCCCACCAACCUGGUCAGCAUCAUCGUACCGGUCAUUUUCUCCCUCAUCUUCAUCAUGCUUAUCGGAGGCACCUACGUCUUCAUCAAAAAGAGGCAGACGGAAGGGCCGACGGGGCCACUCUAUGCCUCCUCCAACCCCGAGUACCUCAGUGCUAGUGACGUGUACGUCCCGGACGAGUGGGAGGUCCCGCGGGAGAAGAUCGCCCUCCUGCAGGAGCUGGGCCAGGGCUCCUUCGGCAUGGUCUACGAGGGCAUCGCCCGCGACAUCGUCAAAGGCGAGCCCGAGACCCGGGUGGCGGUCAAGACGGUCAACGAGUCGGCCAGCCUGCGGGAGCGCAUCGAGUUCCUCAACGAGGCCUCCGUCAUGAAGGGCUUCAGCUGCCACCACGUGGUCCGCCUCUUAGGGGUGGUGUCCAAAGGGCAGCCCACCUUGGUGGUCAUGGAACUGAUGGCCCACGGGGACCUGAAGAGCUACCUGCGGUCCUUGCGCCCGGAGGCAGAGAACAACCCCGGCCGGCCGCCCCCGACCCUCCAGGAGAUGAUCCAGAUGGCGGCGGAGAUCGCCGAUGGCAUGGCGUACCUCAACGCCAAGAAGUUCGUCCACAGGGACCUGGCAGCCCGGAACUGCAUGGUGGCAGAAGACUUCACCGUCAAAAUUGGAGACUUCGGCAUGACGAGGGACAUCUAUGAGACGGACUACUACCGCAAGGGAGGGAAAGGCCUGCUGCCCGUCCGGUGGAUGGCCCCGGAGUCCCUGAAAGAUGGCGUCUUCACGGCCUACUCGGACGUGUGGUCCUUUGGGGUCGUCCUUUGGGAGAUCAACAGCCUAGCGGAGCAGCCCUACCAGGGGCUCUCCAACGAGCAAGUCCUGAAAUUCGUGAUGGACGGCGGGUGUCUGGAGCAGCCCGAAAACGGCGCCGAGCGGCUCCACAACCUCAUGCAGAUGUGCUGGCAGUACAACCCCAAGAUGCGCCCCUCCUUCACCGAGAUCAUUGAGAUGCUGAAGGAGGACCUCCACCCCACUUUCCGCGAGGUCUCCUUCUUCUACAGCGAGGAGAACAAGCCGCCGGAGACGGAGGAGUACGAGCUGGACUUUGAGAACAUGGAGAGCAUCCCGCUGGACCCGGCCUCGUACACGCAGCGGGACGAGAUCCUGGGCCGGGACAGCAGCCCCUCGGUGGGCCUGAAAGGGAACUAUGAGGAGCACAUCCCGUACACCCACAUGAACGGGGGCAAGAAGAACGGGCGCCUCCUCUCCAUGCCCCGCUCCAGCCCCUCCUAACCCCCCGCCGCCGCCCCUUCUCUACGUCAAUCUCAGGACCCACAAAAUCUGCGGAGACAACGUGGACUCGCUUUCUAUUCAGAUUUUUUUAAUCACCAGAAGAUUAAAAUGGACGCAGGGGCAAAGCAGGGGGCAGGACGAGGGAAUGGGGUUCUCGUCACGUGUUUUUGUCUCGUGUUGUUUUCCGCUCGGUGCAAAUUUCUUUCUUUGACACGGACGGUUCUGUGGCUGCUGAAUCCCCUUUGGGGUGAGGAAGGGUCUGGCGUCGGCCCCGCCGUUGUCGUCGUUCCCAUCAGAACCGGAAGACGUUCGACCUCAGUGGAGGUGGAGGCGUGUACGUUUGGAAGCGGGAAACGCCGCCUCUUUCCGAGCGGGCCCUCACGCUGCGUCUUCUUUCUCUCGUCUUUGUAUCCCUCUGAUUUGACCAAUCGUUGCUGCUUAUUUUUUUCUUAAUGAGUUAUACUACGUGUAUGUGAAUGAGCGAGGUUUCUGUGGAAAGCGGGCGAGCCUCUCCUUUUUGUACAUAACCGUUUUAUCUCUUCUGCGGGAUGCGUGUGUGGUCGGCCUUUCGCUCUCCUCUCCCUUUUCUCUGCCUCCCUGGAGCGAAUGAAUCCUGAAUAUAGAUUAUUUUUAUAUCUCCACGAACUCUCGGGGACGGGGCUCCUUGUCAGCCAAACGAGGUCGUCAAAGCAGUCGCCCGGGUCUUGUCCGGAGUUGUCGAACACAAUUCUCACCGUUCGCAUUCGUUUUUAUAUCUCUACGAACUUUUGGGGACGGGACUCCUUGUCAGCCAAACGAGGUCGUCAAAGCGGUCGCCCGGGUCUUGUCCGGAGUUGUUGUCGAACACAAUUCUCACCGUUCGCAUUCAUUGUCAGGUCUCUCUGUGUGUGCAUUUUGCGUGUUUUUCGCGCCGUGACGCAUUUCAGUUGUAGCCAGCGAGCCUCCGCGUUUUCUCGGAGUUCCUUUUAACCGCCAAGGAGUUGCCCAAACUCUUUUAGUAUUCGGAGCGUGUGUACACUGCACGUGAGUGUGCCCAUGUUGACAUUGUGAAAGGUACACUCCCCUCCUUCAACCUUUAAUUGUACGAACCCCAAAGGAGUUUCCGGGCUGGAGGAUGAUUCGUGAUUUCGUCCCUCCGUCCUUUGCCCCUCUUCUUCUUCUUUUUUUGGGGUCUCACGUGCCUUCCAGACGGUGCCAGGGAAACAAACCUAGAGCUUGGGAGAGUUUGUUUUCUCUAGACUCCUCUCGUUUCCUGCGCUUCGAGAGGCGUUGCUUAUUUAUACCGGUCGCCUUCCGUCUCCCGGUGCCUCUCAUUUCGGACGGGUCGGUUGCGUGCAAAUAAGCCCUCCGUUCGGAGCAGCUCUCUUUCCAUUUCCCUUCAUGGAGAGCCGGGGAAAAGUCUUGGAUUUUUGUAUUUUUCAUAAUAUCAAGGUACGGGAAAAUAAGGGGGUCCUGCUUUCUCCCCCGUUCGUUCCUUUGCGCCCCCAAAAUCCACAAACAUUUCGCGCGUUCACUGUCCGACUCACGAGGCCGCGUCUUUGCACUUUUCCUGAAUAAGCUUUUAUUUUUUAUUGUUUCAAGAAAUUAGUUCCGUAUAAUGUGAAUCGUCGCUGGGGAAGGAAGGAGAAAACGAAACACAACAAAAUGCCAUAAAACCACGCAAGGGUCUCGUUUUCUUGGUGGAGAAAAGGAAGGCCUCCCCAAAGGUUUCUCGGUUUCCCUUUGGAAAGGCAUUCGUCGGAUUUAAGUCGGAGAGAGAAAGGCCAGGCCGGCCGAGGUGACCGUUUGGGUUUCGGGGAGGAAACCGGACGGGAAACUGACCUACUCUAUGCCUCUCGGAAGGUCCUUUUGCAAAGCCUCUGGGCCUGGCAAAGGGGAGGAUCUGGGGGGAGAACGGGAGUCUUUUUUUUGUUUUUGUUACACAAACCCUCCUUCUCGUUGUCCUUUGAGCUUUUGGGCAAGGUUGGGUGGCCUUAACGUAAUCCGGAAAUUUAUCGCUUGCCCCGCCCCCUCUUUCCCUCCAGCAGAUCCUCACGAAAAACCCACUUCCUGACAGUAUUUGUGGGAUUGAGUUCAGUUUCCCGCAACCGCUUUCCUUGGGGUUCUGGGAUUUAGACCUUUGCGGGGUUUCCGUAUCCAACCCUUUCCCCAGAAUAGGCUCCAGUUUUCGGUUUUAUCCCGACCGCCGAAGCCCCGGAUCACUCCUCGAUUUCCGAGACAAAUUUUCCACCUUUGAUGCUCAUCCGACAGUUGAUUUUCUGAUGCUCGGAAAUUGGGGAGAAAGAAAUGCCGGAGGGAGAGAGAAAUCCAUUUUCGGGGACUCUCGAAACAUGUUUCAUCUUUGUUGUUCAUCCGAAUGGUUGAUUCUCGGAUGGUCAAAAAGGUUUGCAGUGCUUUGCCGAGAAACAAACGCUGGGGGAAGAUAGGAGUCAAUUUUUCGGGAACCUGCAAAAUAUUGAUCACCUUUGAUACACAUUGAUGGUUGAUUCUCCAAUGAUCGAAAAGGUUUGCAAUAGUUGUUUGGGGAGAAAGAAAUGCUGGAGGUAGACGGGUGUCCGCUUUUUGGGGAAUCAGACAACAAGAACCCUUGAGUGGAAAGUUGGAAGGUUUUGGCAACUAAAACAAAGGGGGGGGAAAUGCCUCUCAAAGGAUCCGACCUAGUUUGUGCCCUGGUUUGUUGUUUCCGGGAUGGGGCGACGGAGGGGGAAAGACACCCACUUGAUUGAUUUCCCUUUAAUUUUGUUUUUCUUUUCAUUGCUUCGAUAUAACGAGCCAAGCCGUGAUGUGUUCAGAGAGUAUCUUUGAAUCUAUCUCUCGCUCGCGCUAUACAUAUAUAUAUAUAUAUAUAUAUAUUAAAAUUUUAAAAGUGGGAAACUUGCUGUGUGUAAAAUAUUGAACAAUUAACUGUUUAUAUUAGGGAAGAAAAUUCUGAAUAAAUUAUCCAAUUAAUAUUUUCAGAUUUGAA